ACAAAGGGCAUGCCAAAGGUGCGCUUCGUUAAAAGGCCGCCAGAUGGCGGUUGGGGUUGGGUGGUUGUGGCAGGCACGUUCUUCAUACAUGUCCUAGUUCCCGCCUCCACCCUAGCCUUCGGAGUGUUCUUCGCAGAGUUCCGGGAAGUUUUCCAGCAGGGUGCCGGCCUCACGUCCCUCAUCAGUUCUAUCCUAGGCGCUGUUCUGUUGAUGUGCUCUCCCUUUGCCGGUGCCAUGAGCAACCUGACCAGCUGCCGUACUGUGAUCAUCGCAGGGGGCGUCAUUUCUGCCGUGGGGCUUGUCGUCAGCUUCUUCGCACAGACGAUGAUACACCUGUUCUUCAGCGUGGGCAUCCUCACGGGGUUUGGUUUUUCUCUGAUGUUCGCCCCAAGCCUUGCUAUGAUUGGACACUAUUUUGACAAGCGGCACGCCACAGCCAAUGGGAUCGCAAGUUGUGGAUUUGGGGUGGGCCAAUUGGCCCUCCCACCACUCUUCCAGUUCCUUAUUGAUGAGUUUGGAUGGAGGGGAGCUCUACUAAUUGUCGCAGGUCUAACAUUGAAUAACUGCGUUUGCGGUGCCCUGAUGAGACCAAUACAUCUGGAAGAAGAACGUAGCAAAGAACAAAUUGACAGAAAAUCACAGAGUAGUACUGAUAAAGAAGUGCCAGUAGUCCACGUUCCUUUCCAUCAGAAGAUCGCGGAAACGUUUCAUGUCGAAUUGCUGAAGAACCGUCAUUUUCUUGUCUUCAGUGUAUCAAUGUUUGGGAUGGUUCUGGGCAACUCUGCGUUUGUACACCUUGUAGCCCACGCUCAAGACUCGGGCGUGGAAAAGACGCGAGCUGCUUUCUUGAUAUCCAUCAUGGGAGUGUCGGAAACUCUCUCAAGACCGAUGAACGGUUGGUUGUCAGACAGAGGAAAGAUUAGUAAGGUCUACUAUUACAUGAUUGGCGUUACCGGACUGGCCAUAGCUAACCUCGCCAUACCGUUCGCAAAUACCUACACGGGUCUUGGGGCGUGUAUGGUGUUGUACGGAUUUUCCUCAGGCAUUAUCUACCCGUUAGUCGCCGUGUUGGUGUGUAGAUACAGCGGAGCUUCCAAGAUGUCCAGCGGGCUGGGGUGGAACUUCGUCUUCCAGGGUGUCGCCUUCCUGCUUGGACCUCCCAUUGCAGGUUGGCUGUAUGAUGCGACUGGAAACUACGACUGGUCUUUCUUCGCGGCUGCCAUCUUUAUUUUCGCGUCAGUGCUCGUGCUUCUCCUCAACCCGUGCUCAACAACCAGAAGGACACUUGGCCCCGGUAUACGUACCGGUCAACUUCCAGACCAGUGCGACGGAGUAGUUGUUCUUAGUCACAUGCCGAGGGCGGGAUAGAGGAGUUCAAAUAGACCUCAAGACAAUAUCAGAAUAUUUGUGUUUUUUUGGAAAUAUGCAUAGUGAAUAGAAUGUCAA
Messenger RNA from Branchiostoma belcheri (Belcher's lancelet), 1446 nucleotides. Its product is annotated as monocarboxylate transporter 12-like. Lineage: Eukaryota; Metazoa; Chordata; Leptocardii; Amphioxiformes; Branchiostomatidae. The transcript has 4 exons. Gene Ontology annotation, biological process: monocarboxylic acid transport; transmembrane transport. The record is from RefSeq and is a predicted model, not a curated record. Gene Ontology annotation, molecular function: monocarboxylic acid transmembrane transporter activity. The coding region runs from base 10 to 1368 and encodes 452 amino acids.